AUGUUUAAGAAUCAAGGAAUCAUGUUCGGUUUAUUGGUAUUGUUAUGUGUCAAUCAAGUUAUAUGUCUUCAACAUACUAAUAAUAAUCAAAUUGUUAUCGGAUCAUCGAUUGGAGGCGUUCUAGGAUUGAUUAUUUUGAUCUUGGAUCUUAUUGCAGUAUUUGAACUAUUAAAAUCUGGUCGUGGAUUAGGAUCAAAAUUACUUUGGAUUUUAUUAAUUAUUUUCUUUCCAGUAGGAGGUUUGUUGAUAUAUUUAUGUUGUGGACGUAGAAAAACAGUUGAUUCCGUUGUAUAA
Messenger RNA from Didymodactylos carnosus, 294 nucleotides. Lineage: Eukaryota; Metazoa; Rotifera; Eurotatoria; Philodinida; Philodinidae. The record is from the annotation of a GenBank genome assembly.